Messenger RNA from Nymphaea colorata (pocket water lily), 2698 nucleotides. Its product is annotated as zinc finger BED domain-containing protein RICESLEEPER 2-like. Gene Ontology annotation, molecular function: DNA binding; protein dimerization activity. The transcript has 4 exons. Bases 344 to 2365 code for a protein of 673 amino acids. The record is from RefSeq and is a predicted model, not a curated record. Lineage: Eukaryota; Viridiplantae; Streptophyta; Magnoliopsida; Nymphaeales; Nymphaeaceae.
GAGCCGAGGCAGCAACUUGGGUUGGCUUCUUAUUCGGGUUCCCAGUUCCCACCCGAAACCCUAAACUCUGAACUCCCAAGGACCACCGCCUCUGCCCGCGCUUAUCCCCCACCGUUCUCCGGCUGCCGCGGCGAAGGAUUCCGGCGACCACGUCCCGCUCCUUCCAUACUUCUUGAAAGGAAAGAUUCUGGUUAGGUCUAUGUAAGCAGAUAGUGCAUCAGAUCAAAUAUGAUUCAAGCAUCUUCUGGAAAUUGACUGUGCAUCCUACCAGCACACUUUUGUUUGUUGAAGUUGGUGAAAGUAUAUUUAAGUGUUCAGGUUUUGGUGACAUACCAUCUGCACCAUGUCUAUUAUCCCUACCACCCCUACUCAGACUGCUAGUGAAGAAAAUGAUAGCAAUAUGGUACAGAUGUCAAAAUCCAUAACUCAAAAACGGCCAAGUAGGUUGAGGUCUGCUGUGUGGAAUGAUUUUGAAAGAAUUAAGAAGAAUGGCAAGGACAUGGCUGUCUGCAAUCUAUGUAAGAAGGAAUUUGUGGGAGGGACUAGCAGCGGUACGUCACAUUUGAAAAAACAUCUAGAGAGAUGCCCCAGAAGAGCCAAUGCUGAUGACAGCCAGCAAUUGCUUUCGGUACGAAAGAAGAGAAGAGAGAGAACUGUCACUGUAAGCAAUGUUAAAUUUAGCCAAGAAAGAAGUCGACUUGACCUUGCACAUAUGAUCAUUUUACAUGGAUAUCCAUUUUCGAUGGUUGAGCAUAUUGGGUUCAGGGUGUUUGUGAACAAUCUUCAACCUGCAUUUAACAUGGUAUCACUUGACACUGUCAAGGCAGAUUGCUUGGCAAUUUAUGAGAAAGAGAAUGAGAAACUGAAGCAAAUCUUGGCAAAUAUUUCUGGUAAGGUUAGUCUUACGACAGAGAUGUGGACUUCUUGUGAGAAUGUGGCCUACUUGUGCUUGGUGGGACAUUUUAUAGAUGAUGGGUGGGAACUGCAGAGAAAGAUUCUCAAUUUUGUAAUGGUAGGAUCCCCUCAUACUGGUGAAGCACUUUCUGAGAUCCUUGAAUCGUGUCUAAUGGAGUGGAAUAUUCCUCAUAAAGUGUUUGCAAUAACGUUAGAUGAUUCGCUUGAAAAUGGAAAUCUCGUCACUAGAAUCAGAGAGUCACUCUACCAAAAAAGAUUGCUUAUGACUGAUGCACAGCCAUUUCACAUGCGAUGUGCUGCACACGUUCUCAAUAUGGUCGUUCAAGAUGGCUUAACAGCAGUACAUGAUGUGAUCCACAAGAUUCGUGAGACUAUAAAGUAUAUCAAAAGCUCACAAGCAAGAGAGCAAAAGUUCAAUGAAUCAGUUCAUCAGGCUCGAGUUCAUAGUCAAAGGAGCUUGUGUCUUGAUAUCCCAACUCAAUGGAGUUCUACAUAUCUCAUGAUCGAAGGCGCUUUAGAAUACAAGGAUGCAUUGUUUCGUAUGCAAAAGCUUGAUGCUAGCUACACUUUUUCUCCAACAGCUCGAGAAUGGGAAAUGGCAAGUAGCAUUAACAUUAUCCUGAAGCCAUUUGUUGAGGUUACCCAUAUUUUCUCAGGGACUAAAUUCCCAACUUCAAAUCUCUUUUUCCCAUCAAUUUGCUCGAUUAUGUUUCAACUGAAUCAGUGGGGUAGCAGUGGAGAUGCCUUUGUGCAUUCUGUGGCAUUGAAGAUGAAAGAAACUUUUGAUACAUAUUGGGCUACCUGCAGCUUGAUUUUGGCAGUUGCUGUUAUCUUAGAUCCUCGAUUCAAGAUGAAGUUAGUAGAGUAUUAUUAUCCACAAAUAUAUGGUAUAAACGCUGCAGAUCAAAUCAAAGAUACCUAUGAUGGAAUUUUGAGCCUUUACAAUGAGUAUGCUACCCGUUCAAACUCGACUUUGCCUUCUCAAGACAACAGACGGACAGGAAACGGUAACAGAAAUGAUUCUGGUGUUAACUUAUCGAUGAACCUUACCAAUGAUCCAAGAGAUAUGUUGAAAGGAUUUGAUGAAUACCUCUCUGAAACUUCACAAAGCCACCAGUCAAAGACGGAUUUGGAUCUCUAUUUAGAAGAAGCAGUAUUUCCACGGAAUGUGGAGUUUAACAUUUUAAAUUGGUGGAAAGUCAAUACGCCUAAGUAUCCUAUUUUGGCUAGGAUGGCUCGUGAUGUUUUAGCCAUCCCUGUUUCAACUGUAGAAUUGGAUUCAACUUUCAACACUGGAAGCAAGAUGCUCGACACUUAUCGGAGUUCGCUAGAUCUGCAGACACUGCAAGCUCUGAUGUGUGCACAAGAUUGGUUGCAAGAAAAAUUGGAUGUUCUACCACUGUCCACAAGCUAUUCCGAAUCUGCUCUCACUGUUCUCAACCAUGUUUAGGUGGAAAACUGGAUUCUGGGUGCAUGUUACAAGCCUAUCCGAUGGCUUUAACUUCUGUUAAUAUAUGAUUUAGAUUCAGUUAAUUCAGAAGAUCGGGUUUAGAUAGUGCGGCUUUGCAUCAUGUCAAGUUCUCAGCCUCUAACAUUGUAGAGAUCUCUGGAGUUCUUAGCCCUUAACAUUGUAGAAUGAUGAGCGGUUUUCCUUUUUCCUUUUCCCUUUUUUUCGGGACAUGUUUCCCUUGCAGUUUGUUGUAUGUACCGCUAGCUGCUGGAAAAUAUGUGGAACUUCAACUUUUCAAUGGAAAAUCUCAAAAGCGUGAUCAGUUUAAUUCCA